AUGGCAUCAGCAACCGCAGGGAGGCUACUGAGAUUCCUCACCUCUCGGAGCCACAAACAUCCACCACAUAAAUGGAAUCAAAUCAAUAACUCAGCCAAUGCUUCUGUUCCUGCUCUUAGAUUCGUCGUCCCCAAUCUCCAUAAUUCUCACCCUCUUACUCUUCGUCCUCCUCAUUCGCUUUGCCUUCCUCCUCUUCUUCCUCGCCUUCCUCUUUCUUCUCUGCUCGGACCUUGUCCACCUCCUCUUCGACAUUCUCUGCCCCUCAUGACCACUCCCCAGGCCGCCGCCUCUGAUUCCUCCCAGUCGUCCUCCUCCGCCAAAACGGUGAGGUUGGUGAUAAAGGGGAGAGUGCAGGGUGUGUUUUACAGGGACUGGACUGUGGGGAAUGCAACCGAAUUAGGCUUGAAAGGUUGGGUUCGGAACCGGAGAGAUGGGUCUGUGGAGACACUGCUUUCUGGGAACCCUGAUGCGGUUAAAGAGAUGGAGCAGAGGUGUCGCCGUGGCCCUCCAUCUGCUGUUGUCACAGGGCUAGAGGUUUUUCCUAGCACUGAGGACCCUGGCACUGGAUUCGAGCGCAAACAAACGGUCUGAUCAACUCUGUUCCUUGUGAAAGUUUCAAUAUCCAUUUCCUACUUUAGUUAGUUGUGUAGUGUUUAUCAUAAUAUAGUUUAUCCUUCCAAGUUGUGAACCCUUAGAGGACCAAUGUGUUAUCUGGUUCCUGCUUAAAUAAUGUAGCACGAAGUGACUUCUUAAUACACGUCGGUUCCUAACUUU
Molecule: messenger RNA, 774 nt
Organism: Pyrus x bretschneideri (Chinese white pear)
Lineage: Eukaryota; Viridiplantae; Streptophyta; Magnoliopsida; Rosales; Rosaceae
Exons: 2
Coding region: 1-591 (196 amino acids)
Molecular function (GO): acylphosphatase activity
Source: RefSeq, a predicted model, not a curated record